CAACAACAGUGUUUUUGCAUGUGUGUUGAUGAUUAUGACCCUGGGAUUUCAUUGAUAUUAUUUUUCUAGGCUAUUUGUCAUUUCAAUAGCUUUCGAGCGAGUAGAAUUUCCAAUGGAAGCAACAGUAGAAGAAAGUAAUACUGAUACUUAUGUUGCAAGUGAAUUGGGCAUCGAUUCAGUCCAAUCUUCUGAUGUUCUACCUCAUUUGCGUUCUAAUAAUUCUGCCAAUGGCCUAGGCCGCGGUGAACCUGGAGAAAGUUUUACUCGACAAGAAAGAAGUUGUGUUUCAAAAGAGCUUCACACAGCCGAUAAACCAAGUUACAUUGAAAGUGAUGAGGAUUCUGAUGAUUUUGAGGAGACAAAGUUAACCAAUAAACUAGAGCAAUCAGCAUACAAUAAAAGUAAAUUAGAACUAUUUGAACACAAUGUAAAAGAAUGGUAUGAAAGAACUGGGGUUACAGCAGUAACUAUCACCUUUUUUGAAGGCUACAUCCGUGUUGUAGCCCCAGAUCACAUGGAUGAGCUGAAGCGAAACCCAUUAUUUAAAGAAUUCUUUCUCAAAGCACUCCUGCAAACUUCUUCAUCGAAAAACGAUAAUAAAAUGGCCGUUGUUUCAAAGGAACCCGAGGCUGAUUCGGACCUUGACGUACCCGUGUCGUGUGAUAAAUGCGACAAAUCGUUUAGCAGGCAGAGUCAACUUCGCAACCACCAACUCUUGAUGCAUUUACCAAAAGAAAACAGCGGACAUCGAUGCGAGAAAUGUGGCAAGAUUUUCCAAGCAGCUGCAUUCUUACAAUCGCAUCUUUGCAACAGAACUGGACAGAGGAAGCAUCAGUGCACUAUAUGUGGAACGCGUUUCACAAGCCGCAGUUCGCUGAAAAUGCAUCUCAGGGGACACAACGAUGAAAAACCGUUUAAAUGCCAGACCUGCGGGAAAGGGUUUCCAAGAAAGUCAAGUCUGAAGUACCACCUGACAAAACAUACUGGGGAGAAGGAUUACCAGUGCAGUGUGUGUGGAAAAGAAUUCGCUCUCUUGAGUAAUUUGAAAGAUCACGAGAGGAUCCAUAGUGGCGAGAAGCCCUUUUCAUGUCAAGAAUGUGGGAAGUCUUUCACGGUGUCCUCAACCCUGCGGAGGCAUCUCCUUGUACAUAGUGGCGAGAAGCCCUUCCACUGCGAAGUCUGCCAUAGCCGGUUCACAAGAAUGAUACAUCUGCAGUCGCACAUGCGCGUUCAUAGUGGCGAAAAGCCUUAUCAAUGUAAUGAAUGUAAUAAGAGUUUCACCCAAUCAUCGCAUUUGAAGCGCCACAAAAAGAUACAUGAACGAGACAGAAGUCAAGUCUGCAUUAAAUGUGGUCAGGAACUCAAAUUAAAAGAUAAGAACAAGCAUACAUGCCCACCCCAAAACCCUGCGAAUCCCCUACGACAGUUAACUUUUCCUUACAAUUUUGCUCAAGCUUAGUUUCUCAAUUAUGAGUUUGUUAAGAACCACACCCGUUUCACCGUUUCAAGGUAUUUGCUAAUAAUGAUAUUUCCCAGAACUAUGUUAAAAUGACAUUGAAAAUAUGCCAACAAAUAAGUAAGAAUGUUGUUAUUGGACAUUUAUGUAUCAGUGGCAUCUUCGCCAGGGGACCAGAAGAAACCACUACCUGGCAACCCCUCGGUUCUACGUUUAGCCGGAUAUGUUAAAACUUGGUGUGAUGAAAUGUCCUGCAUAUUACGCCAAUAACAACAAUCUUCUGUGUCAUACUUGUGCGAAAGUUCGUUGUAAAAUUGGUCCCGCUGCCUCCUUUUGAAAUGGAACACCUUGACCCCCUGUCGUCAUUUUUAAGUUGUAUCCUGCCCAGUAGUUCGUGAAUUUUUGUAUAUAUUUGUUUUCCCCUUUUUCCUGAUACUAAACUGCUGUUAUGUCUCCAAAGAGAAAUUGAAGAAGUCUUGGACAUUUGAAUAUUUGCUCUGAUUUGACAGUCUUGAAAAAUAAGGAAACAGCGAAAAUGGUAGUCAUAGAACAUUGUUUUCUUUUUUCUACUCUCACUUUCUUCUUUCCAAUAGGUAAGCAGCACUCAUUGGGCAACAUUAACAGUCGUGCUCGCUUGUAUGACUGGCCUAUAUCGAUCCUGGGUAUAUAUGUAUUCCAUAGCAUUGAGUUUUAGAUCGAUGUUUUGACGUUUUUUCGCAGUGCGGAUGAAAUUUUCAAAAUAGACGCAGAAUUAAACAGAUAAUUUUAAGAACACUCUUGAAGCCUAGCCCUUUUGUGAAGAUCGAUACAGGACAAGACAGUUGCGCUUCAACCCGAUAUAAUGAUUGUAAAUUGAACUCGUUUGGCAACAAAAAGCUCUAUGAUGGUAAGCACAAAAUAAAUCCCUUAAAACCAUACUGUGACGUAUUAUCAAGGAAAGACCUACCAGGGAGCGGAAGAUGCGACACCCCUGUCCCUAGUUUUUGUGUCUUUCGGUUAAUUUAGCUUUGAUUCAGUAAAAAAUUUUGGUAGUCAGUAUUAAUUUAACGACGCAGAGCUUUA
Messenger RNA from Rhopilema esculentum, 2518 nucleotides. RefSeq lists its product as uncharacterized. Gene Ontology annotation, molecular function: DNA-binding transcription factor activity, RNA polymerase II-specific; RNA polymerase II cis-regulatory region sequence-specific DNA binding. Gene Ontology annotation, biological process: regulation of transcription by RNA polymerase II. NCBI's taxonomy places the organism in Eukaryota, Metazoa, Cnidaria, Scyphozoa, Rhizostomeae, Rhizostomatidae. Gene Ontology annotation, cellular component: chromatin; PcG protein complex; transcription regulator complex. The record is from RefSeq and is a predicted model, not a curated record.